Messenger RNA from Meloidogyne enterolobii, 976 nucleotides. Lineage: Eukaryota; Metazoa; Nematoda; Chromadorea; Rhabditida; Meloidogynidae. The record is from the annotation of a GenBank genome assembly.
UUCCGGCACUAUAAAAACACAUUUAUUUUGCUUCUCCUUUCUCUUCUCUUUUCUCUUGUGCAACAGAAAAGAUAUAGAAACGGACAAAACAAAAAUAUUUUUAAGGGGGAGAGCCCUUCUUCUUCCAUUUUUCUCUUUCAUCUUCUGUUCUGUCAUUCAUUUAUAAAAUAUCUCAGUCCAGUCAAAACGGACAUUUUGUCUCGCCCAGAGGGCAAUAGUAAAAAGGGAAAGCUCUUUGUGUAAAAGGCUUCUGAAAGGCAAAUGACGGCACAGCUGGACAAUCCUUCCUUUCCCCAAACAUUCUUUUUUGGCCAUUUUAAUCGAUUCCCUAUUUAAGAGAGAAUCUCUAUAUUUUUUCUGUUCCGGCUUCUUAUUUAUUGCAAAAAUAUUUUUCCUUCUUCAAAUAUAAAUCUUUAACUAAAAACAACGAGAAUAUUUGUGUAUUGCAGCAAUUUGGACGUUUUUUGUGACCAAAUAUGGGCAAAAAAUGUCAAAUUUGCAAAAAGAAAUGCUCUGGAGACAUUGUUCGUGCUGACGGAGAGAAAUAUUUUCAUAUAAAUUGUUUCGCGUGCAAAACUUGUGGUCGUUCUCUUUCUGAGGCGGGGUUUUAUGUAAACCCGGAUGGCUCUUAUGUAUGUCCAGAACAUGUCCAACAACCGCAAAGGCCUCCAUCCGCCGACAACGCCCAGCAAACACCAAAAAAGUCAAAGAAAGGUUUGGGGCUAUUCAAAAGAGGAUCUUCCAGAGAUUCGAAGGAUUAUUCUCGGCCACUCAGUGUAGAUUCUAAUAUAGCAACACUUUCAAGAAAUUCAAUGAUUGCUACGUCACAAGGGUCUCCUGUAGCUGCCGCAAGUUUGUUUUUUUUCUCUAAUUUUAAAUCUGGGAGGUUUUCUUAGGUUUCUGGGAUUUUCCUUAGUAAUUCCAAUAGGUAAAAUUCUAAGGAAAUAACCUAUAGGAAAGCUUUUUAGCUUUAUUU